Melanotaenia boesemani (Boeseman's rainbowfish) is the source of this 5556-nucleotide messenger RNA. RefSeq names its product epidermal growth factor receptor pathway substrate 15 (gene eps15). The transcript is spliced from 25 exons. Gene Ontology annotation, biological process: endocytosis; endosomal transport. The coding region runs from base 53 to 3424 and encodes 1123 amino acids. Gene Ontology annotation, molecular function: calcium ion binding; cadherin binding. NCBI's taxonomy places the organism in Eukaryota, Metazoa, Chordata, Actinopteri, Atheriniformes, Melanotaeniidae. The record is from RefSeq and is a predicted model, not a curated record. Gene Ontology annotation, cellular component: cytoplasm; plasma membrane; clathrin coat of coated pit.
UCCAGUUCCAGGUUUUUCAGCGGCCUCUGCCUGUGCCUGGCAGCAGCGCAGCAUGAAAGCAGUGGGAAACAGAAACACUAUGGCUGCCACUCAGUCUCUUACUCAGCUCUCCAGUGGAAAUUCCAUCUAUGACAAAUACUAUCGACAGGUGGAUCCCACUGGUAGCGGGCGGGUAGCGGCAGCUGAUGCAGCACAGUUUCUGAAGCGGUCAGGCUUGGCUGACCUAGUCCUGGGCAAGAUCUGGGAUUUGGCAGACUCUGAAAGAAAGGGUUCACUUAACAAACAGCAAUUCUUCAUGGCACUGCGGUUGGUGGCGUGUGCUCAGAAUGGUCUGGAGGUGGCACUCAAGAGUCUUAAUGUGGCUGUUCCUCCUCCCAAAUUUCAUGACACAAGUAGUCCGCUGUUAGCAGGAGGAGUGGCUGCUGACAUUCCUUGGGUUGUCAAGCCUGAGGAGAAGAUGAAGUUUGACUCCAUCUUUGAUAGUAUGGGUCCAGUAGGAGGGAUGCUAUCAGGAGAGAAGGUCAAGCCCGUCCUGCUUAACUCCAAAUUGCCAGUGGACAUCCUGGGCAGGGUGUGGGAGCUCAGUGACCUCGACAGAGAUGGCAUGUUGGACAAAGAUGAAUUUUCUGUGGCAAUGUAUCUGGUGUAUAGAGCUCUAGAGGGCGAGCCUGUUCCCAUGUCCCUACCACCCCCCCUUGUUCCACCCUCUAAGAGGAAAAAACCAGCGGUGCCUCCUGUGGUACCUCCCGUGAUGCCCCUGUUACCCUCUCCCCCCUCUGCCAAAGACAGUCGCUCCUCCAAUGCUGGCUCCAAGACCAUGCCCCACCCUCCUAAACCCACUCCAGCUCCUGCCCCAACACCAGCAGCUACCCCUUGGGUGGUGUCACCGGCGGACAAAGCCAAAUACGAUGAACUUUUCAACAAGACAGACGGUGACAUGGACGGAUUGGUGUCUGGACCGGAAGUUAGAGAUAUUUUCCUCAAGACAGGGCUGCCUUCUGCCACGCUUGCACGUAUUUGGGAGCUGUGUGACAUUGGAGACAUAGGAAAACUGACCCGUGAACAGUUUGCCCUGGCGCUUUAUCUAAUCAAUCUAAAGCUGACUAAAGGCCUGGACCCUCCACAGAGUCUCUCACCAGAAAUGAUCCCUCCCUCAGACAGACAAAACAUCAAGCAGAACAAUGCUGUGAACCUGGCUGCUGACUUCUCUGCUAUUAAGGAGCUGGAUUCUCUCAGUAAUGAAAUUUUUGAACUACAAAGGGAGAAGAGCUCUGUGGAAGAGGAGAUCAAAGAGAAGGAGGAGGCCAUCCGUCAGCGCAGCAACGAGGUGCAGGACCUUCAGGAUGAGGUAGCGAAGGAGAGCGAGGAGCUGCAGCAACUUCAGGCUCAGCGUCAGAAAGUCCAGGAGGCUUUAGAUGAACUCGACCAACAGAAGGGCUCCCUGGAGGAGCAGCUCACCCACAUUCGGCAGCAGACCAACCAAGAAACCCAACUUAUCUCAUCACUUCAGUCCGAGCAUGAGGAGCAGGAACAGAGGAUAUGUCAGUAUGAGGAGGAGCUGGUUCAGGCACGAGAGGAGCUGCUUGCCCUUCAGGAGGAGAGCAGGAGAUUACAAGAGAAGGUCCAGGCUGCUCAGGAGCAACUCACUCCACUUCAGGAGUCUGUACGUGACUCCUUCACACAAGUAUCACAGGUUCAACAAAAAUUGAAUGACCUUCGGGUGGAGGAAAGGUCCGUUACAGCCCAACUCAGCUGGAAGAGAGCCCUUGAGGACAGCUCUCCUGUCAUGGUCAAUGGAUCAGCAGGCCCCACACCAGAGCUGCAUCAGGAAGACCCCUUCCAGCAGGACCUCUUCCAGGAGGACCAGCCAAACGAGCUGAAGGAAGAGGAACCAGCUGCUAUCUGCAAUGAGCAAAAUGAAACUUCAGAUGAGAAAGAAGGAGUUAUUGACAAAGAAGGGGAAGAAGAAAAGAAGGAAGAGAGUCCAAAGACUGCAGAGGAGGAAAAGCCUAAACCCGAUGCCCUGGAUGAUCUCUUUUCUAGUUUAGCUUCGUCUGAUCUUUACAACAGUCUGUCGGCCAUUUCCAAGACACGAGACAACACAGUUAGGGAAAACAACAGCCCUGAACAUGAAGUCUCCUCUGAUGCCAUUGAUGAUACAGAGGAAUCGCUAAAAGAUUCUCCACUGAAGGUUGAUUCCCCAGAGCCAGAGAUCGAACUAGAGCCUGAAGAGUCUGCAGAAACAGUCAGCUCCUCGUUACCUCCUCAGGUUGGUCCUCGCUCCAUGCCACCACAGACGAGCCCUCCCUCCCUGCCUGAGAUGGACUUCUUCCACUCAGACCCCUUCACUGACCAUGAUCCAUUCAAAGAUGAUCCUUUUGGAAAAACUGAUGUUGCAGACCCAUUUGGAGGAGAUCCAUUUAAGGGUACCGACCCCUUUGCUGCAGACUCUUUCUUCACACAGCCCCCCACCACUGCCUUUACCUCAGAGGACCCUUUUAGCGCGUCAGCUGACCCAUUUGGUACUACUCCUGGCAUGCCAGAGCCAGACCUGUUUGCAACAAAGCCAAACGAUAUAACUGCAGCACCAGCAUCAGGUCCAGAUCCCUUUGCCUCCAAACCUACCAAUCCACCUUCACCAUCCAAGGAUCCUUUCAGCUCCACAGGGAAAAAAGUGGCUGAUUCAGACCCAUUUGGAGACAAAAUGAACACAGCUGGGGAGGUGGAUCUGUUUGGUUCUCAGGAUGGAGAGACGGAUCCUUUCAGCUGCUCCCCACCGAGCUCUGAUCUGGCAGUGAAGGAUUCUGAUGUAGCCAAUGACCCCUUUGCUCCAGGUGGUACUACAGUGAAAGCCACCUCAGAUGCAGAUCCAUUUGCUGCUGUGUUUGGUAAUGAAUCGUUUGGAGGCGGCUUCGCAGAUUUCAGUGCUUUGACAAAGUCAAAUGGUCCUGACCAGUUUGGCAUCAACAAUAAGAACCUGUUUCAGGAGGAUAGCCAGUCUGCCAGCACUGAUGUGCCCCCAGCCCUGCCCCCAAAAACGGGUACGCCAACUAGACCUCCCCCUCCACCUCCAGGUAAGAGAUCGUCCAUCUCAAGGACAGAGUCCUCCGACUCCUUCCAUCGACGAGGGCACUUCCUCCCACAGACCUCAGGAGAUUUCCCCCCCUCUUCCUCCUCCUCCUCCUCCCUGCCUGCUAAGGAUCCUUUAGCCGACCCCUUUGCCCCCUCCUCCCCUCCUCGUCACAACGUACGGGAAGCUGACCGAUUUGCCAGCUUUGACAAAUAUCCAACCGAGGAAGACAUGAUAGAGUGGGCAAAGCGCGAGAGCGAGCGAGAGGAAAAGGAGCGACUGGCAAGGCUCACCCAGCAGGAGCAAGAGGACCUGGAGCUCGCCAUCGCUCUAAGCAAGUCUGAACUCUCCUGAGGAGGCUCGUCCCACCUCCGCUGGCCCUAGCCUGGCACAACACUGCCCUGCACUGCCUGGCCCGGCCUGGCCUGGCCCAGAAAGCACCAAAGCAAAACAGGAACUGUACUGAACUGUUUCAGCAGCACGUGCUGACCCCGCACAGAGACUUAAAACUGAUUUCUGAAUCUUUUCAUCACCCUUCUCCCUCGACUGCUCACUGUUUGCUGGCAUUGUAGUACCACAUUUAUACAUCCUGUUGGUCUCUGCAGGUUUGACUGAAGGAAAACACCCAAGGUGGAAAUCCUGUUCUCAGGAUUAGAUUUUUUUUUUUUUUUUUUUUUUUAAUGAAUGGCAGUAAAAAUGAUAUUUUCAAACCAGUCUAGAUAUGCCACAUUAACUCUCCAGAAUGUAAUUUAUUUAAACAUGCACUCAAGACUAGAUUUAAAUGGCCUUUGUGAUAAGUCCAGUCUUUAGCUUCUAACCAAACUCACUACAUUUUAAUUAAAUCUCAGCUCACUUUGUGAUUACAUAAUUGAAAUGCUGAUGUUACAGAACCCAGAAAUCUCCAAACUUUUAAAUCUUUAAUACAGUAAAAAAAAUACUACUCAGUUGGAAAAAGUUAGUAACCAGAUGUAGUUUAUCUUUCUAUCACUUUGAAUUGAAGUGAUUAUGUUUUAACAUUUUUCUUUCCCACAUCAGGGGAGCAUGUCUUGAUAUUUCUACAUGUUUAAUUUCAAGUUAUCAGUCAAUUGAGAUUUAAAAUGCAUGUUAAAAAAAAAAAAAAACAAACUAACCCAUGUCAAGUACACCAUGUUCAACUUCCACAGGAGACACUUUAUUAUAUUUACCAUACUUGAGUAUUGCACCAGUUUAGUUGGUGUUCCCUUUUUCUUUUUUUUUUUUUGUUUGAUGAGAAAUGAAACAUUCAUUACAUGACUACACCCUGAAUAGCAUUCAAAUUUAGGACACACUACAGUGAACUGCACCACAGUAGCACAUAGUCAUUUUGAGACAUUGUCUCUAGUCAAGCAUUUGACACCCAAGACUUGUCCUAAAAACUCCUUUAUCUGUUAAAUGGCCUACAGCUUUCAGGAAAAAUUUCAACAUUUCAUAUGUGUAUAGUCAAAUAAUAAAGAGGGAUGUUUUGCUGAGAAGUAUAGAUUUUAAACAUUUCAACUGGUUUGACAUUGGUGAAUGUAAUUUUCUUACCUGUAAGUUCACUGAAUUGAAGUUUUUAAAGUGACUAAUGUCACAUUUAGCCUCCCUAAAGCAGAGUCCUCCUCCAGGGAUUCAUUAUAGUCAUUAUAAAACCAUCAAUUUAGACACAGGCAUGCAAUUGUCAGUUCACAAUAUUUCACACAUGGUCCCAUUUCAAAUUGUACCAUGGUGGGUGGUGCUUUCAUUAGCAUUUGUGUUAUUUCUAUAUUUUUUAAUUUUUAGGAGGAAUUCCCUUUGUGAGACUCAAUGGAUUUAAGAGUCUCAGAGAUAUUCAGCAAAUUAUGUGUUUUCUGGCUGCGCUCCUCAAGCUUUGUGGGGAUUUAACUUGCAAAAAACCUCCUUGUGUUUUGAGGAUAAAAGCUCAUGUUGCACUGUGUCCUCAUGCCUGUUAACACUCAAAACAGCUGCCUGGCCAGCAACAACUUAAUUUUGUGUUUCUGCCAGAAAAGAUACUUUAGGCUGAACUGUGAUUUUAAAAAAAAGUGCAGGAGGCCUUUGGUUUACUUAACAUGUUAAUUUCUGACCAAAUAAUGCACAUUACAGACUGCACUUCUUCUGAUUUCUGUUUUGAGCCCUGUGUUGUCCUCAAAUAUUUUAACAGCUUAAUAUCUGAUGUUAAUACAGCACCUCAUAAUAAAUACAGUGUCUCAUUUUGAAGUUAAUUGUAAAUACAACAGAAGAAGAUUUGCAUGUCUAUUCUUCGAGUCUCCUUAUGCACCAGCUCAUUGUUUGUCACUUUCAAAUGCCACUUUACAGUACGUUGUUGUUUGUACAGAAAAAUCCAAAACCACUUCCAUAUUUGUAGGCUUACUUGUAAAAGCUAAUUGUAUUUUAUUUUAUAUUUUCUAACUUGUAAAAGAAAUCGUAACUGGGAGAUUCGACAAGAAUACGUAAUGCAUAUAACUGAAACUGAAUAAAUAUUAAAAUGUGUA